GAAGAAAAGACGGGAGGUUUGCUCUCCGAUCUCCGGGCUGCAGCUGCAUCAUGGAUGCGGAGCUAAGAAGAACCGUGUGGAUUUUGGUUCCGGUCCUGCUCGUCUCUUUGUCAAGAGGGACGUUCGGUGAAGAUGUUUGUGACAGCGCGUUGGUGUCCAAUCUGCCGCCGUCAGCCUUCCGCAGCUCAUCCCAGCUGUCCAGCAGUCACGCUCCGGUCUUCGCCAAACUCAACAGGAGAGACGGAGCAGGAGGCUGGUCUCCGCUCACUUCAAACUCGUAUCAGUGGCUGGAGGUGGACCUUGGACAGAGGACCAGGAUCACAGCCGUGGCCACGCAGGGUCGCUACGGCAGCUCUGAUUGGCUGACGUCCUACUUGUUGAUGUUCAGCGACACGGGACACAACUGGAAGCAGUACCGGCUGGAGGACAGCAUCGGGUCUCUUACAGGCAACAGUAAUGCAGACAGUGUGGUUCUGUACAAGCUGCAGCAGCCGGCCAUCGCUCGCUUCCUCCGACUCAUUCCUCUGGGAUGGAACCCGAGCGGACGCAUCGGACUCCGGCUAGAGACGUACGGGUGUCCUUACAUUUAUGAGGUGAUGUCUUUGGAUGGCAGCAGCGGUCUGGUGUACAGUUGGAGCGGCGGGCCGAGGCAGGUGUCCAAAGAGGAGGUCUCUGUGAACUUUAAGAGCCUGAAGAAUCGGGGGCCACUGUUGCAAGCUGAGGGACCGUCUGGGCUGGGCCUCAGUCUGGAGCUGGAGGGAGGGAAAGUGUUGCUUCUGCUCCGAGAAGCCUGGACUUCCUUCCCCGGACCACGUCGCCUGGCCUCGCUGGGCAGCCUGUUGGACGACCAGCAGUGGCACCUAGUGGCCAUAGAGUGUCACGGCACUCGGUGCAAUCUGACCGUGGACCAGCACACAGAGACGGUGGAUCUGCCGCCGACUUUUGACGACUGGCACAUCCAGCAGCUGAGUGUGGGGGUGCUGCCCAAACCUGACCCCCCCAGUAGGAUGUUCGAAGGUUGCCUGGAGAACCUUGAGUACAAUGACCAGAACCUGAUCGAACUGGCCAGACGCGGCGACCAUCAAGUGACGAUGACGGGCAAUGUCACCUUCGCUUGCGCCGAGCCACUCUCCGUCGCCGUGACGUUCCCUGGGCCCCGCAGCUUCCUGCGGUUGCCGGGGGCAACGGGCUCCGUGCCUGGCGCGGUGUCGGUGGACUUCCAGUUCAGGACGUGGAACGAGGCGGGGCUGCUGCUCACUUUUGAGCUGUCCCGGCAAGUGGGGGCGCUGUGGCUGUACCUGAGCGAGGCCCGGCUGAGGCUUCAUGUUGAGAAGGCGGGCAGGGUGCUGCUGGAGAUCAGGGCAGGAUCAGCUCUCAAUGACGGUCAGUGGCAUUCAGUGGAGCUGAGGUCCAGACGAGGUCACCUGACCAUCAGCGUGGACAAAGACGAAGGCGGAAGUGGCGUCGCUCAUUCCAGCCCUUCCUUUCCUGUUGCCAUCGAGAAGAACCUGUUCUUUGGUGGAUGUCCUGUGGAGGACGAGAAGCAGGAGUGCAGGAAUCCUUUUCCCAUCUUCCAGGGCUGCAUUCGCCAGCUUAUCCUGGACCAGCAGCAUGUGGACCUCAUCCUGGUGCAACAACAGAAGCUGGGAAACUACAGCGACCUCCUGAUUGACAUGUGUGGCAUCAAUGACAGGUGUUCUCCCAGUCGCUGUGAGCACGGCGGCCGCUGCAGUCAAUCCUGGACUCACUUUCACUGCAACUGCAGCGACAGCGGCUACAGCGGCGCCACCUGCCACAGCUCGGUGUUUGAGCGGUCCUGUGAGGCAUACAAACACAACGGCAACUCUUCUGGAUAUUUCUCCAUCGACGUGGACGGCAGCGGACCGCUUAAACCGCAGCUGGUUUACUGCAACAUGACAGAGGAGAACACGUGGUUGGAGAUUCAUCACAACAACACGGAGCUGACCACGGUGAGGAAGUCUGGUGCGGAACGUCAACAUUUAGUUCGGCUGGACUAUAAAGCGAGCGAAGAGCAGCUGUCGGCCGUCAUCAGCCAGUCGGAUCACUGCGAGCAGGAACUGUCCUACCACUGCAGGAAGUCCCGCCUCCUCAACACUCCUGAGGGCUCCCCGUUAAGCUGGUGGCUGGGCGGUGCCGGUCCGGGUCAACGACAGAAUUAUUGGGGCGGGGCCCAACCAGGGAGCCAGCGGUGUGCAUGUGGCCUGCGGGGCAACUGCUUGGACCCACAACAUUACUGCAACUGUGACGCUGACAGCGCUGAGUGGACUGAAGACUCUGGGCUGCUCAGCAACAAAGAGAGCCUCCCUGUCAGGUCUCUGGUGCUGGGUGACGUCCAGAGGCCGGGCUCGGAGGCCGCCUAUAGGGUGGGGCCGCUGCGUUGCCAUGGAGACAAGAACUUCUGGAACGCCGCCUUUUUCGACAAGGAGACGUCCUACCUCCACUUCCCUACGUUCCACGGGGAGCUGAGCGCCGAGAUAUCCUUCAUGUUCAAAACCACCGCUCCCUUCGGCGUGUUCCUGGAAAACCUGGGCAUCCGAGACUUCAUCCGGAUUGAAAUGAGCUCUCCCACUCGGGUGGUUUUCUCCUUCGACGUGGGCAAUGGACCGCUGGAAGUCCACGUGGAGUCGAGUGCCCCGCUGAACGACGACCGGUGGCAUCAGGUCCGCGUGGAGCGCAACAUAAAGGAGGCGUCCCUGCGACUGGAUGCACUUCCUGCCGCCACAUUGGAGGCUCCUGCCGACGGACACGUUCACCUGCAGCUUAACAGCCAGCUCUUCAUUGGGGGCACGGCGUCCCGCCAAAAGGGCUUCCGGGGUUGCAUCCGCGCCCUGCAGCUCAACGGCGCCACCCUGGACCUGGAAGAGAGGGCCCGCAUCACACCCGGCGUUGGACCCGGCUGCCCGGGUCACUGCAGCAGCUACGGCCCGCUCUGCCGCAACCACGGACGUUGCCUGGAGAGAAGCAACGGCUUCCGCUGCGACUGCGGCCCGUCGGCCUACGCCGGAGUCUUCUGUCACGCAGAAGUGUCGGCCGCUUUCAAGCCGACGACGUCUGUCCGCUACACCUUCAAAGAGCCCUACAAUUGGAGCAAGAACAUCAGCGCGCCGCCAUCCUCCAUCUUGUCUGACUUGAGCCCGAGGACGGAGAACGUGUCCCUGAGCUUCAGGACCGGCCAGAGUCCAGCUCUUCUGCUCUACGUGUCCUCGUCCCAGCGGGAGUACCUGGCGCUGCUAAUCAACAAGCACGAUAAGCUGGAGGUGCGCUACAAGCUACACAGCAGCAGAGAAGUAGAGGUGUUGAGGAGCAAAGCAAAGACUUUGGCUGACGGGCGUCUUCACACACUGAACAUGAGGAGAAUGACGGACAUCGUGUCUCUGCAGGUAGACCAAAACGCCAGAGAAGACUUCAACCUGACGUCCGAUGGAGAAUUUAACGGCGUCAAGGCGCUGUUGCUGGGCAGAAUAAAUGAUCCGGGAGACGUGGAUCCAGACUUGGUCCGCUUGGCCUCCCUGGGCUUCAGCGGCUGUCUGUCGGUGGUGCGCUUCAACGCCGUCAGCCCCUUGAAAGACGCUCUGCUCCAGCAGGGUGGCGCCGGUCCCCACGCCUUCGUCGUCAGCGGCCCGCUGCUGAGCUCCACUUGCGGAUCCACGAUGUCCGCCAAUCCCUACGCGGCUCACAACACUCCCCACCUGUCAGACCCGUCAGGUUCAGGCCAGCCUUUAGUCAAUGCCAUCCGGACUGACUCGGCUCUGAUCGGAGGCGUCAUCGCCGUGGUUAUCUUCGUGAUGGUGGCCGGCCUGGCGGUCGCCGCCAAGCUCCUGUACCACAGGAAGGAGACCUAUCGGAACCAAGAAGUGAAAGACGCCAAUUGCGAGGACGGCCAGGACUUCGCGUUCAACCGCCAGACGGACUCCCAGAAUGCCACGGGGCAGAACCCAAAGGAGUAUUUCAUCUAGGAAGACUAGAGUUCACGCAUGACAACUUCCCACUUGGACCUUUUUUGUCUCUUAAAGACCAAGUGAAAGUGACGACACGUGUAAAUAGUCACUUGUAAAUAGGAACUUUUUGUGUCUUUGUAUGAGCGCCAUCAAGUUAUUUUAUGACCACCGCCAGACUUUGCACCCCUUUCCCUAAAAUUCCGACUUUAAAUUCUGAGACACGCAAAAGUCUUAGUCCAGCACAAGCUAAGAUGUUUUAAUGAGCUUUUACACUAAUCAAUAUUCAUAAAUAAUACAAUACACACUGAACACAAGGAUUUACUGCAGGGGUGUCCUAACACAGUGGUCCCCAACCUUUUUGUAGCUGCGGACCGGUCAACGCUUGAAAAUUUGUCCCACGGAC
This is a messenger RNA of Entelurus aequoreus (snake pipefish), 4362 nucleotides long. It is a transcript of the gene cntnap3, whose product is annotated as contactin associated protein family member 3. NCBI's taxonomy places the organism in Eukaryota, Metazoa, Chordata, Actinopteri, Syngnathiformes, Syngnathidae. The transcript has 24 exons. Bases 51 to 3977 code for a protein of 1308 amino acids. The record is from RefSeq and is a predicted model, not a curated record.